Sander lucioperca (pikeperch) is the source of this 7396-nucleotide messenger RNA. RefSeq names its product calcium channel, voltage-dependent, L type, alpha 1F subunit (gene cacna1fb). The transcript is spliced from 50 exons. The record is from RefSeq and is a predicted model, not a curated record. Lineage: Eukaryota; Metazoa; Chordata; Actinopteri; Perciformes; Percidae. Gene Ontology annotation, cellular component: voltage-gated calcium channel complex; membrane. Gene Ontology annotation, molecular function: high voltage-gated calcium channel activity. The coding region runs from base 173 to 6343 and encodes 2056 amino acids. Gene Ontology annotation, biological process: calcium ion import across plasma membrane.
UUUUUUUUUUAAUCCUUGUAUCUUUUCCUCUCGGUUGAAAUGCGGUGAAGUUGUCUGUUGAUUUGAGGAUCCGAUGAGGAUUUAAAACCGACAGGAAACUGAUCAAACUGCGCCGAUCGAUUAAAAAAGAUGAUUGUCGGUGUUUGGAGCUGAGAGGGGAAACGCAGCGGAGAUGUACGAGGAGAGGCACAAAAGUGCUGGUCGCAAUGGCUACACCAACGCAAUGGAUGGGGAGGAGGGAGGAGGUGAGGGUGAGGAAGAGGAAGAGGGAGGAGAGGGGGAUGGAGGAGGAGAAGGAGGAGAAGGAGGAGGAGAGGAGAGGGACCCCGAGUGGGAUGAAGAGCUGGACGGAGAGGAAGGGGAAGUGAGGAUGACGAGAACCGACACGCUUUACUCUACAACGAGUUCGACCGGGACACAGAGGAGGAGAGGACAACACGCUAAGAAACAGGUCCAGGGCAGUAAUCAGGUCCAGCGAGCUCCCAGAGCGUUAUUCUGUUUAAAACUCAACAAUCCAAUCAGACGAGCCGCUCUGUCUAUCGUCGAGUGGAAACCGUUUGACAUCUUCAUCCUGUUAGCCAUCUUUGCUAACUGUGUGGCUCUGGGAGUUUCUAAACCGUUUCCUGAGGACGACUCCAACUCCACCAACCACGACCUGGAACAAGUGGAGUACGUCUUCCUCAUCAUCUUCACCAUAGAAACCUUCCUGAAGAUCUUGGCCUACGGUCUGGUGAUGCACCCCAGCUCCUACAUCCGCAACGGCUGGAACCUGCUCGACUUCGUCAUCGUCAUCGUCGGCUUGUUCAGCGUCGUCUUGGAGACGAUGACUCAUAAAUCGGACGUGGUCGCGACCACUCAUCACGUGCCGGGGAAACCCGGCGGUCUGGACGUCAAAGCUCUGAGAGCCUUCAGAGUCCUCAGGCCCCUCAGACUGGUCUCUGGAGUCCCCAGUCUGCAGAUUGUGUUGAACUCCAUCAUGAAGGCGAUGGUUCCUCUGCUCCACAUCGCUCUGCUGGUUCUCUUCGUCAUCAUCAUCUACGCCAUCAUCGGCCUGGAGCUCUUCAUAGGACGCAUGCACAGGACCUGCUACUACAAGGGGGCCGAUAAUUAUGCGGAGGACGACCCGGUGCCGUGUGCGUUCGCCGGUCACGGUCGCCAGUGCAACAUUAACGGCACGGAGUGCCGCGGGAGGUGGGACGGUCCCAACGGAGGAAUCACCAACUUUGACAACUUCUUCUUCGCCAUGUUGACCGUGUUCCAGUGCAUCACGAUGGAGGGAUGGACCGACGUUCUCUACUGGAUGAACGACGCCAUCGGCUUUGAGCUGCCGUGGGUUUAUUUCGUCAGUCUGGUGAUCUUCGGCUCGUUCUUCGUUCUCAACCUGGUUCUGGGAGUCCUCAGCGGAGAGUUCAGUAAGGAGAGGGAGAAGGCGAAGGCUCGCGGAGACUUCCAGAAGCUGAGGGAGAAGCAGCAGAUGGAGGAGGAUCUGUGCGGCUACAUGGACUGGAUCACUCAGGCCGAGGACAUGGACGAACUGGACGAGGACGGAAACCCACGUCCGUCUCUGGGAGAUCUGUCGGAUAAGAAGAGAGGGAAGUUCGGAUGGUUCAGUCACUCCAAUGACACACACGCAAGUCUUCCUGCCAGUGAAACAGCAUCUGAAAACACUGAAAACAUCGAAGAGGAACACACCAACUGCUGCCAGGCCUGCUGCUCUCAGAUGAUGAAGCUCAGAUGCUGUCGGACGCUGCGUCGGUGGAAUCGAGUCUGUCGCAGAAACUGUCGGACUGCCGUCAAAUCGGUGACGUUCUAUUGGCUCGUUCUGCUGCUCGUCUUCCUCAACACCUCCCUCAGCGCCUCCGAGCACUACAACCAACCUGAUUGGCUAACAGAAGUCCAAGACAUCGCCAACAAGGUUCUGCUGUCUCUGUUCACGGUGGAGAUGCUGCUGAAGAUGUACAGUUUGGGUCUGGCUCAUUACUUCGUGGCGUUCUUUAACCGCUUCGACUGCUUCGUGGUGUGCGGAGGCAUCAUGGAGACCAUCCUGGUGGAGCUGGGCAUCAUGCCUCCGCUGGGCAUCUCCGUGCUGCGCUGCGUCCGCCUGCUGAGGAUCUUCAAGGUGACACGCCAUUGGACGGCUCUGUCCAAUCUGGUGGCAUCGCUGCUGAACUCCAUGAAGUCCAUCGCCUCACUGCUGCUGCUGCUCUUCCUCUUCCUCAUCAUCUUCGCUCUGCUCGGCAUGCAGCUGUUCGGAGGGAAGUUCAACUUCGACGAGACGCAGACAAAACGCAGCACCUUCGACGCCUUCCCGCAGGCGCUGCUCACCUGCUUUCAGAUCCUGACCGGUGAGGACUGGAACAUGGUGAUGUACGACGGCAUCAUGGCGUACGGCGGCCCCGUGUUCCCGGGGAUGAUCGUCUGCGUUUACUUCGUCAUCCUCUUCAUCUGUGGUAACUACAUCCUGCUGAACGUCUUCUUGGCCAUCGCUGUGGACAACCUGGCAGGGGGAGACGGAGACGACAAGAACAAAGAGAAGAAGACAGAGGAAGUGGCGGUGGAGGAAGCAGUCGGAGCACAAGAAGAAGACGAAGAAGAGAAACAAAAAGAAGUGAAGGUGGACAUGGAUGAAGACACCGAGUACGAGGAGGAAGAGGAGCCUCCUGAAGGAGAAGAAAAUGAAAUCCCGUUAAAGAUGACGGACCUGGUUCCUCCUAAAGAGAAGGUUCUUCCAAUCCCAGAAGGCAGUGCGUUCUUCUGCCUCAGCAACACAAACCCUAUCCGUGUGGCCUGUCACACUCUGAUCCACCACCACAUCUUCUGCAACCUCAUCCUAGUCUUCAUCAUCCUCAGCAGCUGCUCAUUGGCUGCCGAAGAUCCAAUCAGAGCCCACUCCUUCAGGAACAACAUUCUGGGUUAUGCGGACUACGCCUUCACCUCCAUCUUCACUGUUGAGAUUCUGUUUAAGAUGACAGUCCACGGAGCGUUCCUCCAUCAGGGCUCGUUCUGCAGAAACUGGUUCAACUUGUUGGAUCUGCUGGUCGUCAGCGUCUCACUGGUCUCCUUCUUCCUUCACUCCAGUGCGAUCUCCGUGGUGAAGAUCCUCCGAGUCCUGCGGGUGCUGCGACCUCUGAGAGCCAUCAACAGAGCCAAAGGACUGAAGCACGUGGUCCAGUGCGUGUUUGUGGCCAUCAGGACGAUCGGAAACAUCAUGAUCGUCACGACGCUGCUGCAGUUCAUGUUCGCGUGUAUCGGAGUCCAACUCUUCAAGGGUAAAUUCUAUCGCUGCACAGACGAAGCCAAACACACUCCUGAACAGUGCAAAGGGACCUUCGUGGUGUAUAAAGAUGGAGAUGUGAGCCACCCGAUGGUCAGAGAGCGGAUCUGGCAGAACAGCGACUUUAACUUUGAUAACGUGUUGAGCGGGAUGAUGGCGCUCUUCACCGUCUCCACCUUCGAGGGCUGGCCCGCGCUGCUGUACAAAGCCAUCGACGCUAACGGGGAGAACUCCGGUCCCAUCUACAACUACCGGGUUGAGAUCUCCAUCUUCUUCAUCGUCUACAUCAUCAUCAUCGCCUUCUUCAUGAUGAACAUCUUCGUGGGAUUCGUCAUCAUCACCUUCAGAGAGCAGGGAGAGCAGGAGUACAAGAACUGUGAGCUGGACAAGAACCAGCGUCAGUGUGUGGAGUACGCUCUGAAGGCUCAGCCGCUGAAGCUCUACAUCCCAAAGAACCCGGUUCAGUUCAAGUUCUGGUCCAUCAUCAACUCCACGGGGUUCGAGUACGUCAUGUUCGUCCUCAUCCUGCUCAACACCGUCACUCUGGCUAUCCAGCACUAUGAACAGUCUAAAACCUUCAGCUACAUCAUGGACAUCCUCAACAUGGUGUUCACUGGACUCUUCACCGUGGAGAUGCUGCUGAAGCUGCUCGCGCUCAGACUCAGGCAUUACUUUGUGGACGCCUGGAACUCGUUCGACGCUCUGAUCGUGGUCGGCAGCGUCGUGGACAUCGUGGUCACAGAGUUCAGCAGUGGGGAGGACAGCUCUCGGGUGUCGAUCACCUUCUUCCGUCUGUUUCGAGUGAUGCGAUUGGUCAAGCUGCUGAGUAAAGGGGAGGGGAUCCGUACGCUGCUGUGGACUUUCAUCAAAUCACUGCAGGCUCUGCCGUACGUCGCUCUGCUCAUCGCCAUGAUCUUCUUUAUCUACGCCGUCAUCGGGAUGCAGACCUUUGGGAAGAUAGCGAUGCAGGAUUACACUCAGAUCAACAGGAACAACAACUUCCAGACGUUUCCUCAGGCUGUUCUCCUCCUCUUCAGGUGUGCCACAGGUGAGGCAUGGCAGGAGAUCAUGUUGGCCAGUCUUCCUGGUAAACGCUGUGACCCCGAGUCGGACUACGAACCAGGAGAAGAGUUCAGCUGCGGCAGCAACUUUGCCAUCGUUUAUUUCAUCAGCUUCUUCAUGCUGUGUGCUUUCCUGAUCAUUAAUCUGUUCGUCGCCGUCAUCAUGGACAACUUUGACUAUCUGACACGUGAUUGGUCGAUUCUGGGACCGCAUCAUCUGGACGAGUUUAAGAGGAUCUGGUCUGAAUACGAUCCAGAGGCCAAGUACGUUUGUUCUGCUGUGAUUACAUUUACUCACGUACUGUACACAAGUACAAUGUUGAGUUUUAACAUCUUUAAUUUGCUUGUAACCCUGACCCACUGUGUGCUGUUGCUAGGUAACCCUGACCAGGAGAACGAGGAGCUGAGGGUGAUCAUCAAGAAGAUCUGGAAGAGAAUGAAACCAAAACUGCUGGAUGAAGUAAUACCGCCACACGAAGAGGAGGAAGUCACCGUCGGGAAGUUUUAUGCGACCUUCCUGAUUCAGGAUUACUUCAGGAAGUUCAGGAAGAGGAAAGAGAAAGGAGACCUGCCCGUAGAGGCCGACGCCAGCAACCCGUCUGCUAUCCAGCUGUGUAAAGCCGGUCUGAAGACUCUGCAGGAUCUGGGUCCAGAGAUGCGUCUGGCUCUGAACGAGGAUCUGGAGGAAGACGUCAUGAUGGAGGACGAGGAGCUGGAGGAGGACGCUGCAUAUCAGGGGGAGAACGGAUUCGGACCAGAGAAAGACCGACGAGGCUCCAUACUGACCACGCCCACUGGUCCCGGCGGUGUGGUGGGGGACGGCGGUGUGUCUAACGGAGGUCUGGUCCACCGGGUCGGCUCUCUCACCAAGAUGCCCAACGGCAACGAACACGAGGAACAUCUUCGGCGCGGAGACAACACAAGGUCAUCGGUCACUCGCCACAACCACCGCCGGCCGUCGGUGAAGAACGGCGUGCUGGACCACGGACACAAAAGACCCUCAUACAACAAACAUACACGGAGGGACUCGAGGGACCGGUACUGGAGGAAUGGAGACCUGGAGGCCUACGGAGAGCAGGGUUACUACAGCAGAGAGGAGGACAACGACAGCAUCAGCUCCAGAGACAGACAUCGCCCUGACGAGCUUCCUCUGUACAGAGACCACUACGAUGGCCACGCCCCCUACACCAACAGUAGCUAUGGUAACGGAUACAGCGAGGCCAGGAGGACGACACGGAGACGCCUACUUCCUGCCACGCCCACAGGUCGGAAGCCGUCGUUUAACAUCCAGUGUCUGAGGAGGCAGGGCAGCAGUGACGACCUGCCCAUCCCCGGCACGUACCACCCCACCUCACCACCACGCCGCACACGAGCACAGCAGCCGUUCAGCAGCUAUGAGUCUCGCCACUCCUCGGGCCGCUCCUCGGCAGCCUCCUCGGCGUCCUGGGCCAACCCGUGUCCUCGCCGCGGCCGCCUCCUCUACGCUCCUCUGAUCUUGGUGGAGGAGGAGGGCAGCCCGCCCUGGGGGGGAGGAGGGGGAGGCGGAGGAGGAGAGGGGAAGAAGGGAGGAGUAGGAAGAGGUGUCAAUGUGACGGGUGCAGCCCCCAGAGCGGCGUGGUAUGGUGGCCCUGCAGGGACAUCAGCUCCUCCUCCGUACCGAGCGUACACCACCCUCAGAGUUCCCUCACAGCUCGGCGCUGAGCUGACCGACAAACGAGGAUCAGCCGACAGUCUGGUGGAGGCGGUUCUGAUCUCCGAGGGUCUCGGCCUUUACGCUCGGGAUCCGAAGUUUGUGGCGUUUGCGAAGCGGGAGAUCGCCGACGCGUGUCACAUGACGGUGGAUGAGAUGGAGUCGGCCGCCAGCGACCUGCUCGGCACGGGUAGCCACGCUUUCCUCGGCAACGCAGCCGCCGACCCGGGCGCGCUCUACAGCGACGAGGAGCCAAUCAGAACUGGCCGCGACGAGGACGAGCUGGCAGACGAGAUGACCUGUGUGACGUCAUUCUGAUGGGCUGAUGCUCUGGACCAAUCAGAGAUGAGACUGAGAUAGAUAGACAUCAGUGAUUGACAGGACAUUGGACCAAUCGGGUGACAGGACAGAGAGGAUUGCGGGGUUUAAUCAAAGUGAUAUUGACUGACGAGAUUUGUGAAAAACCGAUGGAAAUGGCCGCCAGCAGAGUGUGACUCAGCGCUGUCAUGUCGCCAGGUGGUUAGGUCGUUAACGUGGUGAACGCUGCUAAGCUGCACAGAAUCACACUUUACCCACAAUGCAUUGAUGGCAGUUUUACACGUUGUGUUGUCAUUUUAUUAUUUAUAAUUCUCUGACAGGAAACAUGAACAGAUUUAGGCCCAACAGUUACCGUCAACAAGCUAAACAGAGAUUAGCAUUGUGCCGUAACUGAUUAGCUUGAAACGCAAAUUGCAUCCUCUACCUCAAAAUAUAACGCUCUGCAACAAGCUAGCUCAAAACUAGCCGCUCACACAGCCGUGUUAGCUUGUUUUGUGGUAUUUAACAUGAUUUGUUUAUGUUAGCAUUACGUUAGCAUGACUAUGAAGCUGUCAGACACUAAUGAAGCAACCUAGCUAACAGAUAAUAGCCAGCUACAUUGCUAUGGAAGCUACUGUUACAUUUUUUCUGUAGUUGGCAGCCUCCCAGUGUUUAAUGUUACUUCAGAACAGAAAUCAUUGGCGAUGUUUACAUGCACACUAAUACUGAUAUUCCACUAUUAUUCAGAAUAUUCCAAAUUAAUUUCAUUAGCCACAUAAAACACUUAGUAGGAAUGUUGUCUCUUUCGGAGUAUGGCGCAAAAAUCUGAAUAUUUUGUGCAUGUAAACGUCUAUAAACAAGUUUUGUUACAGUGACCAACAAGUUUACAUGUCAAAGUUGAACUCCACACACAAAAUACAAACAAGAACAAACCUCUUUCUAACGUUAAAAUUAGAUGAAAGUCAACGGUAAAUUAUUUCCGAACUGAAGGUCCUAUCCUGCACCCGGUGCAGCGCAAAGCCCAACGCAAGUGUCUUUGCUAGUUUAAGACCGACGCAGUUGUCAGUUUCCCGU